UGUCCCAGUGCUGUCCUGUUUCAGAUGCAGCUGCCAAUGUCAGGUGUCGGGGAAAUUCUGAAAGCUGUUGGUGACUUUGGGCCAUUUCAGAAAUGGCUGGUGGCACUCACCUUGAUUCCGUGCCUCAGUGUGGCUUUCCACCAAUUUUGCCAACUUUUUAUGGUUCCCCAUGUGCCUCAUCACUGUGACACCAGCUGGAUCCAUGCCAUUGCCCCCAACCUGACGGAGGAAGAGCAGCUGAACCUCACCCUGCCCCGGGACGCGGAUGGGGAGUACGAGCAGUGCUCCAUGUACUCGCCAGUGGACUGGGACCUCGAUUCCAUCGUGGCAUAUGGUCUGAAUGCUACAGAGAAGUGCAGCAGCGGUUGGGUGUACCCCUCAGCACAGCCGCCGUCCCUGCUGACUGAGUUUGACCUGGUGUGUGACAGGAAGGACCUGAACGACAUCUCCCAAUCCAUCUACAUGCUGGGGCUGUUCCUAGGAUCCAUGAUCUUUGGGCCACUGAGUGACAGGAUCGGCCGUCGGCCAGUUAUUCUGAUGUCCGUCUUCCUCCAAGGCUUGUUUGGUGUAGGAAUUGCCUUUGUGCCCCAUUUCUACGUGUACAUGGCCUUCAGAUGUGUCGUGGGGGCUUCCGUGUCAGGGAUCACUAUAACAAUACUCUCCUUAGCUACAGAAUGGAUUGGUGUCUCCUCCCGGCCAAAGGCAGUGCUUACUUCUCACUGCUGUUUCGCCAUCGGACAGAUGAUUUUGGCUGGCUUGAGUUAUGGUAUUCGCAAUUGGAGGCUGCUGGAGAUUGCAGGAUCUGCUCCUAUAUUUGCCUUUUUCUUCUUCAUCCGGGUGUUACCAGAAUCAGCUCGCUGGCUGGUGACAAAAGGCAGAAUAGAAGAAGCUAAGAAAGUCCUUCAGAAGGCAGCAUCCGUCAACAAGCGCACCAUUCCACCAGGACUCCUUGAGCAGUUGAAGCCCGAGAAACAGACCAAGUCUGGAAGUGCUCUGGAUCUCUUUCGGAAGAAGCACCUCCGGAAGGUGACUUUAAUCAUGUCAUGUGCUUGGUUUGUGAACAGCUUUGUCUACUAUGGGCUGAGUCUGAAUGUGACAAAUUUUGGUCUGGACAUCUACCUGACGCAGCUUGCAUUUGGAGCAGUGGAAAUCCCAGCCCGUGCCAGUUGUAUCUUCCUUCUGCAGUGGUUUGGGAGGAGGAAAACCCAGAUUGCUCUCCUGCUACUGAGUGGCCUGGUGUGUCUGAUCAUAACUGGCAUCCCUGAAGACCAGCCCGUGGUGACAACCAUCCUGGCUAUCAUCGGCAAGUUUGCAGCCUCGGCCUCCUUCUCCACCUCCUAUAUCUACUCUGCAGAGCUCUUCCCCACAGUUGUGAGGCAGACCGGUGUGGGGCUGUGUUCGAUGCUGGGGCGGGUGGCAGGGAUCAUGGCCCCGCUGAUCCGCCUCCUGGAGCAGUACCACCGGGCCAUCCCCAUGGCCAUCUUCGGGAGCACCCCAGUGGUGGGGGCGCUGCUCUGUAUCCUCCUGCCCGAGACCCGCGGCACUGAACUGGCAGAUGACACGGGGGACAGCCAGCGCCCAGCUGAGGUCUGUGCAAAUGCCAACAGCAGCUCUGAAAAUGAACACGUGAAAGGAAAAGAUGGUGACCAAGACAAAGAGUACUCACAGAGCACGCACUUCUAGCUUGGCCUGCAAGGAGCUGUAACUAAAGGCAACCUAGUGCUGUGCAGACAAUGAGGACAAGCAGGGUCUCCUUUUGCAGGACACCACCAACUCUCAAACAGUCACUACCAGUUCUUGUCUUUCCUUUUCUUUUUUUUGCCUUCCCUUUUCUGUUUUUGCCUUCCUGUAUCUCCCUCUAUAGCUUGUCCUCAGGCACUGCAUGUUUUUUUCUGGUGCUUAAAAGUGCUCUGGAUGAGAAAAUCUGAUGUUUAUAAUUUAAGGAAACAAAGAAAGGUAUCAGAAACCUGGAUGGAUGCAAUAUUUUCUCUAGAUCUUUUCUGUCCUAUCUCCAUGAGUAUGAGACUGUGAACUUUGUCGCAUUGAGACACCUGCUAGAGCAAUGAAUAGACUUGCAAAGGAAUACAGGGCUCACUGAAGAGAAAGCCAGAGCAGACGCAGCACUGAAAAUAAUCUCACACUUGCAAGAGUGAUUUCUCUUGACUGUCUAGCACGGUCUUCUCACUUUUUCUUAGAAACACUCCUUUUAAUAUUUUAUUUUUUUAAGAUUUGAUACACUCAGCUGAGAAAAAAAAAUGUGAUGGAAGAAAAAGCAAGCAGUGAGAAAAGCUGUCUAACAGGCAGUAGAAUUUUUGCUUUAGUUCAGGUGGCUUUGAAUGAAAAUAUGUCAUAAUGUUUUUUGCCCAGAAAAUUGUGCUGUCAGCCUGUGGUACAGGGCCACAUUAAUUUGUCUGUUCCAGGAAGAUUGUAGACAUUGUGGCACUUGGUCUCUCAGAAGAAAGAGCAGACCUUUCUAGGAACAAUCGGGUCUACUCUAGUCUGAUGUAUUCUAUUGCUGUAUCCAUCCCUGUCUUUAAUGGUUUAUGACCACUUUUGUCUUAUGCUAUUAAAAAAAAACCUGUUCUUUUUCUGUGCUUGCCCUCCUCUUGUCUCCUGCCCCUCCGGAUGACUUUCUUCUCCCAGAACUUACACAGUGGUGGUGUUCCACACCUUUGUAAAAGCUGGGUCUCCUCUGGGCUUUUAUGGAAAAUAAGGUGUUGAGGGUAAAGACAGAUGGAAGGGCUUGGAGCAAAAUGCACAGUUAUUGAGCGACUCACAGCUCCUUUUAGAUCUGCUCUGAGAUUCUCUGUUUCAGCUCACUUCAUAAAUAAAGGUG
Messenger RNA from Cuculus canorus (common cuckoo), 2836 nucleotides. RefSeq names its product solute carrier family 22 member 13. The transcript has 10 exons. Gene Ontology annotation, molecular function: transmembrane transporter activity. Gene Ontology annotation, cellular component: membrane. NCBI's taxonomy places the organism in Eukaryota, Metazoa, Chordata, Aves, Cuculiformes, Cuculidae. The record is from RefSeq and is a predicted model, not a curated record. Gene Ontology annotation, biological process: transmembrane transport. Bases 25 to 1683 code for a protein of 552 amino acids.